UCGAGACCGGCCGAUCCUUCCAGACCUCGACUGCCAGUAUCUUCACUCUGCUCUCCCAGCGCGACGUGUCUCUAGUGGCGGACUAGCUGGGUCUUUGAAAUCCUCACUGCUCAUCCUGGAUCCGCAUUCUGCGAGAUUUCCGAACGCGGAUUCCGGGCAGGAUUGCCAUCCAAGGCGUCGUCACCCAGGCAACAGGACAUUCCAAGCACAUGAUGCAUCUGCAAAAGCCCACGGGGCAGUUUACGUUAUAACUCCACGCGCCUCGAAUAAAAUGCCGCCCAAGCACGUUCCCUGUCCUCAGCUCACUCUCCACCUCAUACCUUCGAGGCUUUCACCUUCUUUCCCGAGUAGUUCACUCUUUGCCUAGGCUGCGCCUCAUUUACACGUUUUCUCUCUUCCGCAUUCCUUUGCCGCUACACACUCCUUCGACUAAACGCCAUGCAAUUCAAGAUCUUCACCGUCCUCGCGCUUGCCGCCUCCGCCUUCGCUGCCCCGAUGGCCGUCGAGAAGCGCUCCGCGCGCACGUUUGCGCAGCUGACCAUCUCCGGUGGCGUGGGCGGCAACGCCCUGGCAGAGGCCAAGGCCAAGUUCCCCGCAGGCAACCUGUCGUCCACGCAGGUCCAGGACUUCAACACUGAGGCCCACUGCGCCGUCCUGGCGGAGGCGGCGUUCAAGGCCGCCGGCAAGUCCAGCGCGGUCAGCGUCGGCCUGACGAAGAACAAGGUGCUCAAGAUCUGGGGCACCAUGGUCGCGCUGCAGGGCAUCAUCAAGGAGCACGGUGGCACGCCCACCGCGGCGCAGACUGCGUCGCUCAACGAUCUCCAGACGAAGCUCGGUGUGAAUGUCGCGCUUGAUCAGAAGAACGCCGGAAAAGCCAGCCAGACUGUAUCUUUCAACUGCUAGGUUGCACGCGGGGAAGUCGUUUGUUACCAGUGCCUGUAGCGCGUUUUUUUCCAGUGCAUUUUGCGCCUCUGUUUGCGAGCAUGUUAGCCGGGCCAGAUCAUAAGCUUGAGUACUUUUUUCGAAUAGAUUGGUAUCGCCGCAGACUUGAUGUCCUUGACGUGGUAGCAAGGACUCAAGGAGAGUUGCAAGAUGGGUACAAUCUCGACCCACCCAUUCGUUCCACAACGCAUCGUCGCUGGGGAUUGGUUACCGUUUGUAUCGAGAUAGCUCUAAAAUCACCCUGCGUCCUAGUGAGUGCUGCCUGACACCGCCGACGCUCCCGGCAGACCGGAUCGUCGUCUACGUCAUUGACAUACACUGACAAAUAGAUCAAUCUACUUCCCGGACUCAUCGAUGCGUCCAACCCUUACUCUUGCUGAAGGAUCCUGGAUCGCUGGCCCCGGCUACCGAUCCAGAUUUGAUCUCACGAUUCCGGCCGGGAGGUGUCCCAACCAGGAGGCAACUAGUGCAAUCUGCGGUCUGGGUUGGCGAUUCGUGGUUGAGAUCACAGGGGAAGAAGGCGAAAGCAGCUCCGUCACCAUCCUGUUCAACCCAAGUGCAUUGCACUUUGCCCCCUUGGCGCAGAUAGGCUUUUGUGUGGAGAAUAUCUGCGCCGAUGCUUCCACCUACGCUCGAACGGGCGCUCCGCGCAUAACAGACUCAAUGCUGCUACCUUGUGACGGACGCAGAAGAGCCGCGUUGGCGGUUUAUGUUGUUCCUCAUAGUGCACCCCCUGUCACUCUCUCCUUGUAUAUCUCGGUGUUGUUUCCGAUCCUAGGACCGAAAUCUUUGAGCCCUGCAUCCGGGUCAUACAGAGGAGAGCACCCCAGUCCGAAUACCGCAAAGAUCAUUGCAUCUACUCUGCACGGGAACUUGGACAUAGACCUGAAGCUCUACGCGUACUCGAAGACAACUGCGGUGGAUUCCGGCCACAACAGGUUUCCCGACUCCGGCCGCUCUACACGCGACUCGAGUUUCUUCGCGGGCAUUCCCCACAGCUAGAUGAAUAUCUAGCCGAUCUAACGGGUAUGACGACUGGAGAAUCUGGCGCGUUCUCUGAGUCGAUCCGCGUCGAUCUGAAACGCCACCGGCCGAUACAGCAGGACGAGACGUACGACGAUUACGACUAUGCUUCGGACAGCGAUCUAGAUGAGGACGAGGAAAGAGGAGACCCUGGUGAACAAUCUUCCCUCGUUGCCAGCUCGGUGGAUAUCGAGGAUCAAGAGCUAGAGCCGAUGGGGACACACCAGAUGGGAUGGGCGAUCACGGAGAAAGGCCACGCUUACAAAACCUGGAACGCAUUUUUCUACUAUCUGUACACCAAGCGCAUUCGUUUCGGAGCGCUCGCUGGACCCGGAGAUGAACAUACUCCAGUAUGUUCUGCCAAGUCGAUGUACAAGUUGGCGGACAAGUUUGACUUGAGAGAACUGAAGCACCUUGCCGCCGACUCCAUCAAGGCAAAUCUGAACGAGAGUAACAUUGUGAAGCAGUCGUUCUGCACGUUCACCUCGCUAUUUGCGGAAAUUCAAGAGAUGCACGCAGAGAUCCUUGUUCGCGAGCUCAAAAAGCCGGCUGUGAUGGAGAUGAUGCAGUGCAUGCAUCGGGACAUAGCAAUGGGGCAACGGCCAUUGGGAUAUGCCAUGCUCUCCCUCGUGUCGCAGAAGUUAGUAGCGGCUGCGGUCUUUUUCGCUGAUCCGCAGCCCGUGUAAUCCACAUUAAUUCCGAAUACGAUCCAGAUGUACUGGUACAUACACACCAAUUGAAUGAAAAGGGUGUAGAUGAUAGAAGCAA
This is a messenger RNA of Mycena citricolor, 2733 nucleotides long. NCBI's taxonomy places the organism in Eukaryota, Fungi, Basidiomycota, Agaricomycetes, Agaricales, Mycenaceae. The record is from the annotation of a GenBank genome assembly.